This is a messenger RNA of Chelmon rostratus (copperband butterflyfish), 2569 nucleotides long. RefSeq names its product G protein-coupled receptor 137 (gene gpr137). Gene Ontology annotation, cellular component: lysosomal membrane. The transcript has 8 exons. Gene Ontology annotation, biological process: positive regulation of TORC1 signaling. Bases 384 to 1547 code for a protein of 387 amino acids. The record is from RefSeq and is a predicted model, not a curated record. NCBI's taxonomy places the organism in Eukaryota, Metazoa, Chordata, Actinopteri, Chaetodontiformes, Chaetodontidae.
UCAGACGUUACGCAGAUGACAAAAUGCGGAAACGGGGGAUUACUGUUGUUUGUUGCGCACCCUGCAGCUCGAUGUUGACUUAUAAUAAAGUCUGUUAUUAUUUUCGUUGAUAUAUUACUGACAGCUUACACAUUCGAAGAUGUUGUGGACAAACAAAACACAACGGAGCGACAGAACGAGCUAGUUGACGUUCACAACAGUUAACAAAGUUCGCUUUGAGUUAGCCUAGCCGCUGUAGAGAAGCCUGCACAGAAGACGAAGACCGGUUGUUGAUGUUCUAAGCAAGGAUCAAGGUCUCCAAUGUAAACUCUUCAGGCUGAGAGGAGAAGCUCUGCCAGUUUCUCUGUGAUGAUGGACAUUUAGUUAGUCCUAUCAAUACUCCAAUGGAAGCUCCAACUAUAGCUGCCCCUCCUCCCAUCUCCUCCACCCUGCCUCCCCCGAUCCCCCUGCGCCCGGCCGUCGCCCCCUCAGUCCAGCUUGGUUUCACUAUCCUCUACACCACUCUGUACGCCGGACUGUUCCUGGUGGUGUACGUCCAGCUCUGGCUUCUCUACCUGUACAGACACAAAAGAUGGAGUUACCAGAGUGUCUUUCUGUUCCUCUGCCUGCUCUGGGCUGCCCUCCGCACCACCCUGUUCUCCUUUUACUUCUGUAACGCUCUGGAGGCCAACCACCUUCCUGUGGCAGUCUACUGGCUGCUUUACUGCUUCCCUGUCUGUCUGCAGUUCUUCACUCUCAGCCUUAUUAACCUGUAUUUCACUCAGGUGGUACUCAAAGUGAGAGAGAUUUAUAGCUCAGAAGUGGACAGAGGACUGUGGCUGGCAAGAUGCAUGUACGGUGCAUUGAGUGCCACGUUCCUCUGCGUCAAUGUGGUCUGUGCGGCUCUCGGGGACAGAGGUGCUGGCAGUGGGUCAGGGCAGAGGACCUGGAAUCUGGUCCUGGUUCGAGUUCUAGUCAACGAUUUGCUCUUCAUCCUGGAUGCGGUGUUACUGGCCGCCUUGCUGUUGCUCCUGACCAGACACUCACGCUCCACCAGCCCUUACCUGAUCAGCAAGGGGACCACAGUGUGCCGCACAGCUGCACUGGGAGCAGCAGUGAUCUUGUUGUUUGCCAGUCGAGCCUGCUACAACCUGACAGUCCUCAUUCUGUCUCAGAACCACCGGGUUGAGUCAUUCAACUUUGACUGGUACAACGUCUCUGACCAGGCUGACUUGCGUAGUGAACUGGGUGACAGGGGCUACCUGGCCUUUGGGGCCAUCCUCCUCAUAUGGGAGCUGCUCCCGACAAGUUUACUCAUCCUCAUUUUCAGAGUGCGCCGGCCUGCGCAAGAGACCAGCAGCAUGGUCGUCAACAACCGGGUCCUACCUCGUCCGUAUUUCUUCGAUGACCCACAAGGCAGCGACGAGGACGCACCUGUUCCAUGGGCACGCAGUUCAUAUCCACACGCAAGCUGGUAUGGCUCAGAGACCGCUCCUCUGCUGUUUACCAGCAAUCCUCCAGACCAGAGCCACCAGCACCACUCGUUCUAUUCCACCCCCCAGAACUGACUGACUCCUCAUGCGUGUUAAAGCUGUCAUGUCUUCGAUGACGUUCAUCUGAAAGGACAAACCACUCACAGCUAGCUACCAGCCCGUAGCAAACCCCUCUGCCAGCAGUUUUUGCACUGAAAAUCUCAGGAAAUCAUCACCAAACAGUGAAUAUGCACCUUACAAUUUUUGAACAGAGAAUAUAUUUAAGUCUUUCUCAGCUCAAAGGGAACAAACUUGGUGGGAAAAGCCCUAACAGAUAUGAAUGAUCAAACAUUACGCUCAGUGAUCUCCCUAUAAAGGUUAAGCUGCGAUUUAGACACAAUUUCUCAGCUUUUUGUUGCUUGCUGUAAAUGAGUCAAGUCAUACCAUUCCUAAAAAUGUCAAAUUUUGCUUCGUUAGCAUUCCUUAUUAGAUUAAUACAGGUUAUACAGUGUAGCCCAUAAGCUCGCAGCAUGUGGUUACCACUGGUUACAUCCAUUGAGGAUAUGAAUUUGCAGUUUAGUUAAAAAGGUAACUUUUCUCUUACACAUCAAGUGAAUAGGAAAUUGAAAUACAAAUCAUCAACUGCUUCUUUUUGUUUCUUUGAGACCUGGCAUUUCUUUUAACCUCUAAUAAAUAAUUCCACAUCAGCAGUUUCCCUUAUCUAUUCUCAGACCUAAACACCACUGCAGGUAUUCACAUUGCUCAACAGUUGUUCUUUUUGCUUUUGUUUGGCAAGUUUCCCUUUGGAUCAGCAUCUGCUGUUCUUCUGGUUUGUAUGUCACAUUUGCAAAGUCUUUCCAUAAUUUUUUAAGUUGAAUUUAAAGUUGAUUUUGAUUUUUAUCCUCUUCCUGUGUAAUUGUAUGUUGACGUAAGUUUAAGUUAUUUUAUGACUUUGGUUCUACCUUUUAAUUGUAGGUAAGAGAAAUCAAGUGUUAUUCCUCUGUAUGUCGUUAUUGGAAUGAGGCUUCCUCAUAGUGAGUCACUGGCCCGUGACUUCAACCUAACCACAUGACUGACAUUUUCUGUAAUCAACAAACCAAUAAAAACAUCAAAAUGAG